Messenger RNA from Neoarius graeffei (lesser salmon catfish), 255 nucleotides. RefSeq names its product liver-expressed antimicrobial peptide 2-like. The record is from RefSeq and is a predicted model, not a curated record. The transcript is spliced from 3 exons. NCBI's taxonomy places the organism in Eukaryota, Metazoa, Chordata, Actinopteri, Siluriformes, Ariidae. Gene Ontology annotation, biological process: defense response to bacterium; antimicrobial humoral immune response mediated by antimicrobial peptide. Bases 1 to 255 code for a protein of 84 amino acids.
AUGGUUGCCAGGCUGGAGACUAUCUCAACUGUCAAAUAUUUGCCCAAGUCCUCUAGUGCGCCAACACUAACGUCUGAAGAUACGUCAGGUAUCGAGCAAUCAGAUGCUGUACUGCACCGUAAAGCUCGUAUGACUCCGUUGUGGAGAAACUUAGCCAGUAAACCACAUGGUGCUUACUGUCAUGACCAUAUAGAGUGCUUGACAAGACUCUGCAGGAAUGGCUUUUGCUCUUUUGAUGAACCUGUUCACUCCUAG